Molecule: messenger RNA, 1215 nt
Organism: Drosophila suzukii
Lineage: Eukaryota; Metazoa; Arthropoda; Insecta; Diptera; Drosophilidae
Source: RefSeq, a predicted model, not a curated record
AGUUGGUCCUUUCAGUGCGUUUUUAGCCGUUCGUGCGGUUGGUUUAGCCAUCAAAAUCAGUCCCAGGAAACUGAUCCAUUGAUAUCCCAUCGGUCGAAUUGUGGCAACAAGUGUCCUGCGAGGAUGUGCGUGAGAAACUCACUGUGCAGUGUGAUUUUAAUUUACCUUGUCGCUCUGCUCGGUUUGGCAUUUGUGGUCCUGGCCCAGAACGAGGGGAAUAUAUCCCAGUCGGCGGUGGCGGUGGGCGAGGAGUGUGGGAGUACGCAGAAAAUGGUGGACGAGUGCUUCAAGGAUCUGCCGCCGCAUCUAAUGGAAUUCCUGCAGAACACCAAAAUAGUCAUCAGCAAAAAGGAGAUCACCCAAAAGUGCAACAUAUUCAACCGCGGCAUGAGGUGCUUCGAUACUUACUCGAAGCGUUGCCUGGACGAUCGAAAGCUGGGCACGUUUAAGAAUAAUGUGGAGGGAGCCCGUCGAUUUUUCUACAAAUUCUGUGGUGACGCCGACUUUCAGCGGGACUACCUGCGGCACAAGGACUGCUUCGCACACAUCCAACUGGAUUGGGUCACCUGCACGGGCGAGUUCGAGGGCAUCCUCAGCGAGGAGGUGCACGACGAAAGGCGCAACGCCAGCGAAAAGUUCCUCGAAUUCUGCUGUGCCCGCUAUGCGUACGAGAACUGCAUCUACAACAGUGCCCGCUACAAGUGCUACAAGAACUCGGCGGAGUUUGCCCGCGAGACGGCCAAAAUGCUGUCGGACGAGAAGCACUUCAGGAACUGCGCGGUCCUCCAGAACAUCUGCGCCCCGAAUGGUGCCGGACGGGGCCUGGGACUGGACAAAUGGCAUUGGAUGGGGUUCCGGAUGAGGAUGACGUUGACGCUGCUGCUGAUGCUGCUGCUGGUGGUGCGGAUUUGGCCGUAAAUCGAAAUGUGGCCAGGACACCCACUAGUUUUGGCACUGUGUGAUGUGUGAUGUGGAGCUGCGGUUGUGGCUGCUGGUCUGAGUUUGAGUUCUCCUUGCUUUUGUUUGUUGUUUUGUAUUUUUUUUUUCUGGGUUGUAGUUGUCCCAAUGAGAAUGCCAAGCAUUUCAGCUCCCUUUAGUCACCCAUCGAUAAGAUAACAAAAAAAAGAAAAGAAAGGAACCCUCUAUCUCUACGUGUCUGUGAAUUUUCCAGUGUCGUUUUUGGGGCGAGAUUGCUGGGCGGGCGGGUUACUGGGU